ACAUAACAUAAUAAAAUAUAAUAAUUCAUAGAUUUAAAUUGGAAAAUUAUAAUAUGGAAACCAACAAAAACUUGGAUCAAUCAGUAAAUAAAAAUUAUGCAAUAAUACAACGAGAAUUGCUGCGAAAGAAUGAUGCAUUACGAUUUCAUUUUUGGGCAAUGACCAUCUAUCAAACAUAUUAUACUUGUUAUAUGCAGCAUCAUCCAAAUGCUUAUGAUGAACGUAUACGAAUUUUUGAAAAAAUGUUUACGAAUAGUUCUAGCGAAAAUCGUUAUAACAACAAUAUUACAUUCGAUCAACUACGAUCUUAUUCGACUAAAAUGGCUCGCACAUAUUUUCCACGAACACUAUUGAUUCAUUUGAUCAACUCGAAAAUUGAAUAUUGCAACAGUGAAAGUGAACAACAUCAAUUGAAUUUAAGUUUGAAAAUUCAAGAAGCAACUAAGAAUAUCAUAUUCGAACUAGAAUGUCGAUUAAAAUCAAAUGAUGAACCAAUAAAAAUUGAUUUGCCAGUAAGUGUGUAUGUAAAAUUAUUUGUGAUUCACCUUCAUAAUGUUUUUUAAACUAUAGAUUAAAUGUAAUUUUAUGCGAAACAGUAUGAUCAAUAUCAAGAUUACUGAUCAUUGUAAUCAACUUAUAAUUGAUAGAUCGAUGAAA
This is a messenger RNA of Dermatophagoides farinae (American house dust mite), 657 nucleotides long. The record is from RefSeq and is a predicted model, not a curated record. NCBI's taxonomy places the organism in Eukaryota, Metazoa, Arthropoda, Arachnida, Sarcoptiformes, Pyroglyphidae.